AUGGCUGAAGUGCUUGUUUCCAUUGUCCUUGACCAAUUGGGCAAUUUCAUUGUGGAGCAAGUAAAGGGACAAGUUGAUGAACUAAGAAUGGCUAUUGGGAUCAAGAAAGAGAUCCAAAAUCUCUCUUUCAAGUUAAAAAUGAUAAAAGAGGCAUUAGAUGAUGCUGAAAAAAGAAGGGUCAAAGACAAAAAUGUAAAACAUUGGCUAGAAAUUCUUGAAGAUUUUUCAUAUGACACAGAUAAUGUGUUAGAUGAAUGGAAAACAAGAAUUCUACAGCAAGAAAUUGAAAGAAAUGAGGCUGGUGUUGGUGCUGCUUCAAUUCCAAGGAAAAAAGUAAGUUGCUUUUUUCUACCUUCUUGUUUUACUUUCAAGAAACUUGAGGUGAAUCGCGAUAUUGUUCGAAAAAUAAAGGAAUUGGAUGUGAAGUUAGAAGUGAUUGUGAGAGAAAAAGAUCAGUUCAAUUUUGUAGUUAAUGCAAAUGGUGUUGUUUCUGAUCAAGAUGUGUUUAAAAGAGUUAUGACUACUGGCAUUGUUGAUGAAUCAGAAGUACAUGGUAGAGAUUCUGAUAAAGAUGUUGUAAUAAGUAAGUUGCUUGAGAAUUAUGAUCAAGAAAAUGGUUUCCUUGUUGUAUCUGUUGUGGGCACAGGUGGGAUUGGAAAGACAACUCUUGCACAACUAGCGUAUGGUGAUGAGAAAAUAAAGGGUCAUUUUGAUGAAAGAAUUUGGAUUUGUGUAUCGGACCCUUUCGAUGAAGUCAAAGUUGCAAAAGCCAUUCUUGAAUCUCUAACUAAAAGCUCACCAGAUCUGUCUCAACUGCAUAUGUUAUUAGAAAGAAUUCAAGAAUGUGUCUCUAAGAAAAGGUUCUUUCUUGUGCUAGAUGAUGUAUGGUCUGAAGAUUAUUCGAAAUGGGAACCGUUGAAGAACUCUCUCAAGAAUGGAGCUCGAGGAAGUAGAAUCUUGGUUACAUCUAGGAGUGAGAGGGUUGUCGGAGUGAUGGGAAGUUCUUACAUGCAUCGGUUGGGACAAAUAUCAGAUUCAGAUUGUUGGUCAUUGUUUAGUCGGAUAGCAUUUUCAGGAAGGAAUAAGGAGGAUUUUGAGAAUUUAGAAGAUAUUGGGAAGAGAAUCGUACGAAAGUGCAAAGGAUUGCCACUUGCUGCAAAGACUAUGGGAAGUCUCUUGCGGUUUAAGGAUACAGAAGAAGAGUGGCAAACUGUUUUGGACAGUGAAAUAUGGGAAUUGGAGGAAGUGGCAGUAGACUUGUUUCCUCAUUUGUACUUGAGCUACGACGAUUUGCCCCCUAUCUUGAAGCGUUGUUUCUCGUAUUGUGCCAUUUUCCCUAAAGAUACUGUCAUAAAUGUAGACAGGUUGACCCGAAUUUGGAUGGCACAAGGUUAUCUCAGCACAGUUGAAAAUAACCAACAGGAAGUAAAAGGACGUGAGUAUUUCAUGAACUUAGCUACACGCUCUUUCUUUCACGAGCUGAAGAAAGAUGAUAAAAAUGCAAGUGUUAUAAUAUCCUGCAAAAUGCAUGAUAUAGUGCAUGAUUUUGCUCAGUUUCUUUCUAAAAAUGACUGCUAUAGCAUCAAAGGAACCAAAGCAACUGAAAACAAAGUAGACGUUCUUAGUGUUCGACAUCUAUGCUGGGAGAGUACUGAUAGUACAGUGAAUCCUACUUCUAUUUGUGAUAUUGGAAAGAUUCACAGUCUAUUUGCUGAACACUUGCACGCAAAAGAGCUUCCUCGAGAUCUAUUCAAAGGUCUUAAAUGCAUAAGAGUUCUAAAUUUACAUGGAUGUUUGAUGCAAGAACUUCCUGAAGAAAUAGGAAAUCUAUUUCAUCUAAGGUGCAUUGAUUUAAGCAGCAGUCAAGUGAAGGACUUACCUGAAGCCAUUUGCCGCUUGUGUAAUCUGCAAACCUUAGAUCUUCACGGUUGUAAGAAUCUUUCAAGACUUCCUCAACAGAUAGGAAAAUUGUUAAACUUGAGACAUCUCAUUACUACUGACAUGCCAAAGUUGGAAUCUUUUCCUCAAGGAAUUGGAAGGCUAACUCAACUAAGGACUUUGAGUGACUUUGUAGUUGGGAAAGGAUCGAGCAAGUUGGGAUAUAUUGGGAAAUUGAACCAACUUCAAGGAUAUCUAUCAGUCCAUGUGAUCGACAAUUUGAACUCUGCAGAAGAUGUAGUUGAAGCAGAGAAGGCAGAAUUCAGAAGCAAGAAGUACGUUAAAGAACUGCGUUUGAAUUUCUAUUGGACGAGUGAGGUAAGAAUGGAUGUGAUUGAAGCUCUAACACCACCUCCAAACCUUAGAUCUUUGACAAUCAAUGGAUACAGAGGUACUCAAUUACCAACAUGGAUAACAUUGUCACUUAAUAAUCUUAGAGUUCUUACACUAAGUGAGUGCUUUAACUGCAACUUUCUGCCACCUUUAGGUAAGUUACCAUUUCUUGAAAUUCUUUGGGUAAGGCUUAUGGAUGAGCUGAAACAUGUUGGAAAUGAAUUCUUGGGAUUGCCAGGAACCAUUGCAUCAUUUCCAAAGCUAAAGAAGUUGACAUUUUCAUAUUGUUCAGAGUGGGAAGAAUGGACAGACUUAAAACCAGAAGUUGUUUGUUCAGUAAUGCCUAGUCUUAAGGAGUUAGAAUUAUAUUGCUGUGAAAAGCUUAAUAGCCUUCCAUAUUGUCUCUUGCAAAGGCUGUCAUCAAUAGAGUCUUUAAAGAUCAAGAUGUGUCCUUAUCUUGAAGUUGACUGGACUAAGAUAUCCCAUAUUCAGAAUAUUGAAACUGGUAAUGGGAUUUGA
Molecule: messenger RNA, 2790 nt
Organism: Nicotiana tabacum (common tobacco)
Lineage: Eukaryota; Viridiplantae; Streptophyta; Magnoliopsida; Solanales; Solanaceae
Product: putative disease resistance protein RGA3
Molecular function (GO): ADP binding
Source: RefSeq, a predicted model, not a curated record